AUGGGUCUGAGAGAAGAAGAAGCCAUAGGAAUUGUGGGUUUGAAUCAAGAGUUCAGGGAAGAAUCAAGAUGGGUUCAUAGUCAUUGUCAAGGAAUUGAAGGAGUUGUCGAUGCUGUGAAGAUGAAAUGGAGCGGCCUUCUUCCAUCUGACAAUGUAAAUAAGCACGAUUCAUCCUUUCACGGUUCUACAAACACAACUUCUGUGCAUCCUUCAAUUGAUGGUACACUUCCAACCGGUGGACACAUUCAGACUGUGGUUACUCAAGCAAACUCAAAUGUCGGGAAAGAAGGCUUUGAGCCAAUGGUAGAGGGUGCAGAUGGUUUGCUGGCACAAGACAGUUUCGGAAGGUGGAUGAACUACGUGAUGACCGAAUCCCCAGGUUCAUUAGACAAUCCAUCGAGUGGAUCCUCGAUUUCAAAUGGUUAUGGAUCGAAUAUAAAUGGGGAAGUGGAUCAUCAUCACUCCUCUAUGCAUAAACAAGUCAUAGUGAUCGGAUAUUUUAAUGGAGGACCAUCACAUCUUGUCGAUUCGGAUUUACUUAUGAUAUUAGGUGACGAAUGUAUUCCAGCUGAAAUGAUUCAACACGGGGUAUAUCGGUGCAAGGCUUUACCACAUUCUCCUGGGUUGGUAAACCUACAUUUGAGCAUGGAUGGUCAAACUCCUAUUAGCCAAGUUAUGAGUUUUGAGUAUCGCUCUCCUUCAGUGGUAAAUGAGGUGGCUUCACCUAACGAUGAACCUAGCAGGGAUGAAUUCCAGAUUCAGAUUAGGCUUGCACAUCUGCUCUUCUCAUCAAGCAACAGCCUGAGCAUCCUAUCAAACAAGGCAUCUCCAACUGUGUUAAAGGAAGCAAAAAAGUUUGCACACUCAACCUCAUCCAUUAUCAAAGAUUGGGACUAUUUGAUUAAGUCAGUUAUGAACAAUGAUAUCUCAUUUCAACAUGCGCAAAAAAGUUUGUUUGAGAUCACUUUGAAGAACAAAUUACAUGAGUGGCUUUUGGAAAGAGUAAUUGAGGGGUCAAAGAUCAGUGCUCGUGAUCAUCAAGGUCUUGGGAUAAUUCAUUUGUGUGCAAUUUUAGGUUAUACUUGGGCUGUUCGACCGUUUUCACGUUCUGUCCUCUCCUUGGAUUUUCGCGACUCUCGUGGAUGGACGGCUUUGCAUUACGCUGCACACUUUGGAAGGUAUGGUUAUCCUAUUCUAGUAAAUCGGACGCUCCACCUGUAG
Molecule: messenger RNA, 1221 nt
Organism: Papaver somniferum (opium poppy)
Lineage: Eukaryota; Viridiplantae; Streptophyta; Magnoliopsida; Ranunculales; Papaveraceae
Product: calmodulin-binding transcription activator 5-like
Exons: 4
Coding region: 1-1221 (406 amino acids)
Biological process (GO): regulation of transcription by RNA polymerase II
Cellular component (GO): nucleus
Molecular function (GO): double-stranded DNA binding; transcription coregulator activity
Source: RefSeq, a predicted model, not a curated record